Messenger RNA from Ochlerotatus camptorhynchus, 2646 nucleotides. Its product is annotated as titin-like. Bases 54 to 2609 code for a protein of 851 amino acids. The record is from RefSeq and is a predicted model, not a curated record. NCBI's taxonomy places the organism in Eukaryota, Metazoa, Arthropoda, Insecta, Diptera, Culicidae. The transcript has 6 exons.
AUAACACAUUCGCUAGCGCGUAAUUUAUCAAAUUGUGCCUGUUUUGUUUUAAAAUGUUUCCCGAGCAGGACAUCAAUCGCCACAAUUACCAGUUGCGGUUCAUGGAAAUGGAGAAUAAGAUCAAGAAGUGCGAACUGGAAAGAGCCGAGCUGGAGCAACGUUUCAGUCAAUUGAUGCGAGAGCGACAGGAAUGCGAAAGGGCUGCAGCUCGACAGCUUAAACUGAAGUACAAACGCAUGAUGGAGUUGGACCGGCAGCGAGCGGAUCGAAACGAAAGUUUACUGCGGAUGUUGCACAAAAUCGAUCAACAGGCCACUUCCCUUGCGGCCAAAACCGAUCGCCUGAAGAUGCUGAAGACUCAAUACGAAUCGUACUUGAUUCGAUCCUGGUCAUCCCAGCGAGCUCUUCCACCUUGCUCUCCCGUUCCAUCCAUGUACUCUCUCCAGCCACAGUUUUUCCCGGCACCUCAACAAACAACCCCCUUCCAGUUCCCUCCCAGAGCAUCCGAGUCCCCUAAAUCGGAAUUUGUUCGAUAUCUGUCCGACAUGACCCACGCACAGACGGUUUCCUACAACCCCAUCCCUCCGCCAACGGCUCUGUCCAACUACAUCAACCAUCAGCAGCUUCCGAUGCACCAGCAGUACACUUCAAGUUUCCUGGCACCUACUCCAACUUUCACGCAAGAUCCAUUCCUUCGACCUCCUCCUCGGGACAUCCCACCUUCGCCGAACAUCACCACCCUCAACCCACCCACGGAACCCGCCCCAAUCCCUCAAACACCUCAUCGUGCACCCUCAACCGUUCCACAAGUCGCCAAGAAGUUCGAUCUAUCCAACGAAGAAUUCAUCCAAUACAUCGACAACGAAAUCUUGAAAGGAUCUACCACUACCGCUUCAGCGGUAGCCGGCAACGAUCCACCACCAGACAUCGUAAUCGAACCGCCAACCAUUGCUUCAACGCCCCUUCCGGUGGCUUACCUGGAAGACUUCACAAACGACGUAGACGAAGAUCUUCUACAACCACCACCGGGAACGAGUCGCUUCCUCGACGAUUCGCCCAUCAUCGAAGAGAUCGUGAAGGCAACUGCUAAUCUCGAGCUGAACGAUGAUUCGUCAUUCCCACUGGACGAGAUACAGUCUCUUGAGGUAUCGGACGACGCUGUCAUCAAUCAACGCUGGGAGAAAGUUGUUGAGGUGAACUCUAGUGUUCGUCCGCCUUCGGCGGUACCACCACAGGACACUGUUGAAGAACCACUACUCAUCAGAUCGCCGCCGCUUCAGGAUGUGAUAACACGAACACUUCGCGGGGUAAUCUCCGAAGUAGAAGAGCGACGCGAAGCUCCGGCAGUUUCCGACGACUUGGAAACUGAUGUCCGCGAGCUACCGAAAGAAGAAGAUGCUCCACAUUCGUCUGAACAGGACGAACUUGCCAGCACUUCAGCUGCAUUUGGUGAAAUGCAACCUGAAUAUCUGCAGCCGAGCUACGACCAGGAAGUUGUCUACCAACAGGAACACUAUCUACCCCCUGAUGACGCUUAUCCGCCGACAACGCAAGACUGCCAGGAAGCUCCACCGCCAGAGUACACCGCCCAAGAACCCGUAGAAUACGCUUACGACUACGGUCCAACCGACGUCGCACAGUCAAACGAAACGCACUGGUCAACGGCACGCCAAGCCGUCCGAACCAAAAGCUAUGCCACCACCAACCAAUCCCGCACUCCGGAAACGAUCGACGAAGUCGUCAGCAACGGCGAGACAAGUCCCCACGAGAAGCGUUCUACACCUUCCGGAUCGAAACGAACAUCUCCAACCGGGGAGAACCUGUCCGCGACGGAAAUUCACUCGGCAGCCCCGGUCGAUCCCGAACCGGAACAACCACCCCCAGAAGAUCCGCAGCAGUACGACUACUCUCAGUACCAGCCAGAGUACGAUCCGAACGUAGACUAUCAGCACCAACAGCAAGACGGUGUCGAUCAACAGACGUACUACCAACAGCAGUACGCCACUGACGAUCAAUCCGGACAGCAGGAUCCUUCGCAAGUUCAGCCGUACCAGGAGUACGCGGAUGUCGAUCCGAACCAGUACCAGCAAGCGACGGAGUAUCCCGGCCCAACGCAGUACGUAUUCGAGCAGGGCUAUUAUGACGAACAACCGCAGGAACAGCAGUCGGAUCAACAACAGCAGGGAUACUACGAGGAUCCCAAUGCUGUGGAGCAGCAGUACUACGGCGAAGAGAAUCAGCAGCAGCAAUCGGAUCAAGCGUACUAUGAUCAAUCGCAAGAACAGCAAGAAUAUGCUAAUUAUGAAGCCACGGCCGUUGAGGGGGACGGGCAAGUGGUAGACGUUGCUCCGCAAGUUGUGCAGGAAGAAGUCAAGGAGGGUAAGGAGGAUGAGGAGGAGGUGCGAGUGGAGCAACGAGAGCCCUCGUCGACGCUGAUGAGUUCGGUAAGUGUUGCCGGUGUUGAAUCAACGGAGGAGAAGGUUGAAGAGAUGGCAAGUGAAUCGGAUGGGAAGUCUGAGUCGCCGGUCAAGCAGGGGGUAACGGGGAAGGAGGACACGACCAUCAGUUCGGCGAACGAUGAAAGUGACUUUGAUUUUUCCACGCAGUAGGACGGGCAAGGUAAGUGUGCUUUGUUUAGAUUGUUGA